GCAGUUCUGUGGUCGGGGUAAGUGUUUUCUCUUUCCCUCCAGCCCUUUCUAGAGUGUGUCUGCAGGAUUCGGAGCUUCUCGGGUGCUGAGAUUUGGAAGAGAACCUUCUCCACCCCUACCAUACGUGUUACAAUUCUUUUCUAUCAGAACUCGGCGUGCGUGUGUGUGACCACGUUUAAUCGUUAAUACAUUUAGAUUCCGAAUCAUAUCCCUUUAAGGCUCUCAGUACUUACCUAUUUAACUUACUUGUUUUAAUACUUACCUAUUUUAAUAGGGCCGAUCCGUUAUCCAUCCCCCCUCCUUUGCAGGGUGGAAGGGAGACACGUGCUUUUCUGGGUGACUUUGGGCAAACCCCUCCCCCUAUCAGGGUGUCAGUUUCCCCAUGUGUAAAGUGAGGGUGUCGACUGUAGUUUACAAGUUUGCCAGCGGCAUGCGAAUUCUUUAAAAAUUCUGAUGUUUGGGGGUGGAGGGCAGGCCCCUGGGUUUUGCAAGCUAGUCUGCUGAUUCUGAUACCUAUGCAGGUGGGGGUGAUCUUCCCCGGGGAUCCUUCCCGCCUUAACGUCCUCUUACUUUCUAGUAGAAGGUGCUAAACUUUAAAAUGGAAACUUAAAAACAGGAGGAAUGCCGCUGUGGGACCACUUUGCAGAGUAGGCUUCAGCAGUUGGGACGGAAUCCAAGCAAUCUCUCUCUCUCUCCUGCUGACCACUGGCUCCCAGGUCUUUGCUUGGUGAAAACAGGAUGGACAGAUUCCUGGUGAAAGGGGCUGUCAGGGGCCUUACGGGAGAGAGCGAAGGAGAGCAGACCAGAGGAGGCCCAGCAGGGGUGGGAGAAGAGGAGGGAAACAGCAGGAAAAAGCCCAGGAGAGCAGCCCCGGGGAAUGGAGUCGACUCCGCACGCCCCAACUGGAGGCACAUUCGAGCCGAGGGCCUGGACUGCGAUUACACGGUCCUGUUUGGCAAAGAGGAAGCAGAUGAGAUUUUCCAAGAGUUGGAGAAAGAAGUGGAGUAUUUUACAGGUACAAAGACGGCUGUGACCACAUCGGUGAGCACAGGGACGAUGAGCGAGAACUGGCCCCUGGGAGCCCCAUCGCCUCUGUCUCCUUCGGGGCAUGCAGAGACUUCUUUUUCCGACACAAGGAUUCCCGAGGGAAGCACCCCUGCCGGAGGCUCAGCGUGGUCAGGCUUCAACUGGCCCACGGAAGCUUACUCAUGAUGAACCCCCCGACCAACACCCACUGGUAUCACAGUCUCCCGGUCCGCAAGAAGGUUCUGGCUCCCCGGGUCAAUUUGACAUUUCGGAGAAUCCUGCCUGCUACCAAGUAAAAAACGUUUUUAACAGUU
Molecule: messenger RNA, 1340 nt
Organism: Camelus dromedarius (Arabian camel)
Lineage: Eukaryota; Metazoa; Chordata; Mammalia; Artiodactyla; Camelidae
Gene: ALKBH2
Product: alkB homolog 2, alpha-ketoglutarate dependent dioxygenase
Exons: 2
Coding region: 739-1212 (157 amino acids)
Biological process (GO): DNA alkylation repair; DNA repair
Molecular function (GO): cytosine C-5 DNA demethylase activity; ferrous iron binding
Source: RefSeq, a predicted model, not a curated record